Fusarium vanettenii 77-13-4 is the source of this 2052-nucleotide messenger RNA. RefSeq lists its product as uncharacterized. The record is from RefSeq and is a predicted model, not a curated record. Bases 1 to 2052 code for a protein of 683 amino acids. The transcript is spliced from 6 exons. Gene Ontology annotation, biological process: positive regulation of transcription by RNA polymerase II; DNA-templated transcription. Gene Ontology annotation, cellular component: nucleus. Lineage: Eukaryota; Fungi; Ascomycota; Sordariomycetes; Hypocreales; Nectriaceae. Gene Ontology annotation, molecular function: zinc ion binding; sequence-specific DNA binding.
AUGGCGGCAGAUACGCAGAGCGAGCCUCGCAAAGCCAGAAGGACAGCUAACGCAUAUCUUCAAGAACUACAAAAGCAGGUAGAGGAACAUCGACGGUCACCGUCUAGCACCAUCUUUGACUCACAGAAGCAACCGGGAGACGCGCCUUAUCGCUCAUCUCCAACUGCCCAGGCAGCGUCUGCUCCUCCCCAGUACCGCUCUCCUCUCGAUAUCCCCACGAUCCAGACGCAGUCCUCUCUUCCCUACUGCUCCCCCCCCGUGUCCCAGUCCCAACUCGCCGACCAGUUUUCGCCGGGGCUUAAGCGCACCAGCGACGUCGCGUUUGGGCCCAAUGGCGACGUUGAUGGUGAGUGCAGGGUCGAUACUGCUCUUGCUUCUCCUGCACUCACGGCUGAGGGCACCCAACAACAUGCCGCUCCCUCUGACCCUGCUCAAGUGCCAGCCUUCCAGCCGACCGACUCUCCGCUCAGCAUCUGGCCGAGUGCUUUCACAAUACCCUCCAAAAUCAUCAAGAACACACGCAAGAACAGACGCACCUGGAUAUGGCUAGCUCCUUGGUCCACGUGGUCAUUUACCCUCCGCCUCAUGCUCAUGUUGGGCGACAAGCUACAGCCUGGAGCGCAGAUGAUCCCUCCACAACUCGUCGAGAAUGACAUUUACACCAUCUCUUGGAACACGCAGUCGCCUCAUGACCUGCCCGACAUUAGCGGUCUCCCAUCCCUCGAUCACGCCAUCUACCUCUUCUACACCUUCAAGUUCCACCUCGGCCAGACGUACAGAUUAUUUGACGAGGUCGAGUUUGAGAACCAGAUCCGCGAGUUCUACGCCAAUGCUCAGCAAAAGGCUGUCGAGAACCGCCUCUGGUAUGUCAAGUUCCUGUUGAUACUGGCCUUUGGCACGGCCUUUCACACAUCACAGCCGACGUUGAGCAGCGAGCCUCCGGGGUCCAAGUUCUUUGUGCGGGCAAUGGGUCUGAUGCCAGAUCAUACUGCUCUCUGGAAGGACAGUCUGUUGGCCAUCGAGGUCUUGGCUAUGGCUGGUCUUUACCUGUACUCGAUUGAUGAGAGGGAGUCAGCCCAUGUAUAUCUUGGCCAAGCCAUACGGAUUGCGCAAUUAGAAGGGCUUCAUACACAGUUACCAGAGAGCGAGCUAGAUUCCCAAACACUCACCUCGUGUCGUGAUCUCUGGUGGACGUUGUAUAUCAUGGACCGGCACUUUUCAUCAUCUCUAGGGAUUCCAAUGUCGGUGCAGGAUAGUGACAUAACCACGACGGUUAACCCUCCGAAUAUUGGCUCCCAAGGGGACAGUGCUCGCAGUCUACAGGUAAACUUGUCCCAUUUACUAUCAGUUAUCCUCACCAUUGCAACGCGGCCUCUUCUCUUGUCGGUUCUGAAAGAGAGACUGGACAUACUGGGACAUCCAGGCGACGAGAAUUGGGAGAGUUUCUUCAGUCAGACAGCCGCGGUAAUUUCCACAGGCAUCAAGUCGGCCGUGAAAACCCUGCAGAUUUUGACAACCGAAUACAGCCUUCUUGAAGUCUUUCUACCAUACGACCUCGAGUUCACUUUUGGGGCGGCCCUUCAUCUGAACAUGGCCACGGCCCUCUUCCCUGGCGUCGCCGAUGACCAGGGCUGUCGACAGCUCGGCCACCAAAUCCUGGAUAACAUGAUCUCCCGGGGGAACCGAGUCUCCGCCGUUCGAAAGCAGGAGCUGGUUUAUCUCGAAGUCCAAUGCCAGGAACUCAUCGCUCAAGUCCAACAGCAAGGUCUUCAGACGCUCUCCCUCGCCGCACCUGACGAGACAGAUUCAGAACUUGCUCGAAAGGCCGAUGCGGAGCAACAACAGAGGCUGCUCUCUGCAGAGACGGAUACGAAUGCCGCCUUGAGCAUGGCCCCAGACUCGAUCAAUCCCAUGCAUUGCAUGCAUCCUCACUUGACGAGCAACAUAGAGUUUCUUGAUAAUAUUGGAAUCUCGUCAGAGGACUUCUUGACGAUCGUUCAACAAAUAGGGGAUCCAGACACAAUGCCAGAGAACAUGUUGACUCUUGAAUGA